Molecule: messenger RNA, 348 nt
Organism: Ilex paraguariensis (yerba mate)
Lineage: Eukaryota; Viridiplantae; Streptophyta; Magnoliopsida; Aquifoliales; Aquifoliaceae
Source: the annotation of a GenBank genome assembly
AUGGAGGAGAAUGGAAAUGUCAAUGGAUUAAGUGAUAAAGCUUAUAAUGUUUUUCAGUGCGUCAUUCCAUUCAUUCAAAACUCGAGUGAUCGCGCUGAAGUGUCGUUGGUGUUCAAGAAGCUUUACAUGAUCGAGGGAGUUACACGAUCAAAGGGACAAACAAGAAAUCACGUGACUAUCACAUUCUGUUAUUCCACCACGCCUGAAAGGCUCCGACUAAGAUUUAAGAACCUGAGAUCUCUGAGUGUGUCCGGAAGCAUAUCUGCAGGAUUACCGGAAGCAACUGGUCUUAUUGAUGUGUGUAUUGAUCUUCACAACGAAUGGGCAACUAUCUCAGCUUUCCAGUAG